Anguilla anguilla (European eel) is the source of this 2364-nucleotide messenger RNA. RefSeq names its product 3-phosphoinositide dependent protein kinase 1b (gene pdpk1b). The record is from RefSeq and is a predicted model, not a curated record. The coding region runs from base 255 to 1937 and encodes 560 amino acids. Gene Ontology annotation, biological process: peptidyl-serine phosphorylation; intracellular signal transduction. Gene Ontology annotation, molecular function: ATP binding; protein serine/threonine kinase activity. Lineage: Eukaryota; Metazoa; Chordata; Actinopteri; Anguilliformes; Anguillidae. The transcript has 14 exons.
AGUGACUGUGCAACAUUCAACGCUACUCUGCCAACUCUGGCGAAAAACGGUCGUUAGGUUGAUUGGCAGCGAGGACGUCCAGUGCUAAAACACUGUGCUUUCCAGGGGGUGGAUGCAGGGAAGUAUCCACUCUAGUCGGUUGCGGUAACAUUGUUGUGGAGUGACGUCACAGCUGGAAAAUGAAGGCGCAGAGGCAGCCAUUACUGGAGGCUCUGUAAUUAUUAAAUCCAAAUAAAUACUGGUGGAAAACUUCCAUGGCAAGAACCACUAGUCAAAUUUAUGAUGCUGUUCCCAUUCAAUCCAGCGUUGUCGUCUGUUCCUGCCCACAUCCAUCAAUGGUAGUAAAUCACCCAGACUCCAGCUCGCCGCUUGCUGUCCCGGGCGCAAGUAGCAGCCACUGUCCCAGCAUGGAGGGCCCCACCACCGAGUCCAGGGCCUCCCCCAAGACUGCUGACAAGAGCGCCGAACCUCUGCCGCAGUCCAUACAGCCGCGCAAGAAGAGGCCGGAGGACUUCAAAUUUGGGAAGAUUCUAGGAGAAGGCUCCUUCUCAACUGUUGUACUGGCAAGAGAACAGUCAACGGGAAAGGAAUAUGCAAUUAAAAUCCUGGAGAAAAGGCAUAUCAUGAAGGAGAACAAGGCGCAAUAUGUGAAAAGAGAACGAGAUGUCAUGUCCAUCCUAGAUCACCCAUUCUUUGUCAAACUCUACUUCACAUUUCAAGAUGACGAGAAGCUGUAUUUUGGCCUUAGCUACGCUAAAAACGGAGAGCUGCUUAAAUACAUUCGCAAAAUAGGUUCAUUCGAUGAAACGUGUACUAGAUUCUACUCGGCUGAAAUAGUUUGUGCACUUGAAUAUUUGCAUGCAAAGGGGAUAAUUCACAGGGACCUUAAACCAGAGAAUAUUUUACUGAGUGAGGACAUGCACGUCCAGAUAACAGAUUUUGGAACAGCAAAACAGCUGCCUUCCGAUAGAAAUCAAGCAAGAGCAAACUCGUUUGUAGGAACUGCACAGUACGUUUCCCCCGAACUGCUGAUAGAGAGAUCUGCCUGCAAAAGCUCUGACCUCUGGGCCUUAGGUUGUAUUAUCUACCAGUUGGUGGCAGGCUUACCACCAUUUAGAGCUGGGAAUGAGUACCUAAUAUUUCAGAAGAUAAUAAGGCUGGAAUAUGAGUUCCCAGAGAAAUUCUUCCCUAAAGCAAAGGAUCUUGUCACUCAGCUUUUGUCCUUGGACCCGGCCAACCGGAUAGGCUGUGAGGAGAUGGGCGGCUACGACCCCCUGAAGGCCCACCCUUUCUUUGAGACCAUCUCUUGGGAGAACCUCGACCUGCAGACGCCCCCCAAACUCACCCCCUACCUGCCCGCCAUGUCUGAGGAUGACGAGGACUGCUAUGGAAACUACGAUGACCUCCUCAGCCAGUUCAGCAGCAUGCAGGUGGCCCAGUCCAGCUCCUCACACUCCCUGUCUGUACAAGAGUCGACUCCUCCUCAGAGGUCCAGCAGCAACAUCGAGCAGUACAUCCACGACCUGGACAACAACUCCUUCGAGCUGGACCUGCAGUUCUCUAAUGAGGAGAAACAGCUUCUGCUGGAGAAGCAGAGCAAUGGAAACCCCUGGCACCAAUUCGUAGAAAAUAAUUUAAUACUCAAGAUGGGGCCAGUGGACAAACGGAAGGGGCUGUUUGCUCGCCGUCGUCAGCUGCUCCUGACGGAGGGGCCCCACCUUUACUACGUGGACCCGGUCAACAAGGUCCUGAAAGGGGAGAUCCCCUGGUCCCCAGAGCUGCGCCCCGAGGCGAAAAACUUCAAGACGUUCUUUGUUCACACGCCCAACAGGACAUAUUAUCUAAUGGACCCUAGUGGAAAUGCUGACAAAUGGUGCAAGAAGAUUCAAGAAGUGUGGCGGAAGAUUUACCACAAGCACCAGAACACUGGCGUGUAGGCCUGGCGCCCUGGAGGGCUGACUAGCUCCCGCUACGGCCGGACCUCCCCUUCCGCGCCUGAGGCUCGUCAGUUCAGAACCAUCUUGCCCUAGUGCCCAUCAGCACCACGGUUUUAACACCUCUUUUAAGGCUGGCUUCUUCACUUUGUUUUCCUUCUGUAAUUAAAAAGAAAGAAAGAAAAAAACAACUACAAAAAUAGGACAAAAACAGACAUAAGUGGCGUUCAGGGUUGCUUUGCUUGUUCUCUGUGCUAUCCGAGCUUCAAAUGCGUAGCGUCACGUGCAAACGAAGAUUCAGCUGUCGUGCAUCUCUGCUCUCCAUCUCCGGAAAACCGCGAGAGGAAAAAAAACGAAAAGAAGCGGCCUUGUGUGUCGACUGCUUUUUUUGGAUUAAAGUAGAGCUCCACGCGUACACGCACCCAGAAAA